Molecule: messenger RNA, 3461 nt
Organism: Astyanax mexicanus (Mexican tetra)
Lineage: Eukaryota; Metazoa; Chordata; Actinopteri; Characiformes; Acestrorhamphidae
Product: chromo domain-containing protein
Exons: 7
Coding region: 236-2047 (603 amino acids)
Biological process (GO): regulation of transcription by RNA polymerase II
Cellular component (GO): nucleus
Molecular function (GO): DNA-binding transcription factor activity, RNA polymerase II-specific; RNA polymerase II transcription regulatory region sequence-specific DNA binding
Source: RefSeq, a predicted model, not a curated record
AUCCAAAUGACUUUUACUUGAAUGGAAAAAUAUAUACUUGAAUGGAAAUAUAUAUACGUUUUAAAUCGUUUUCACAUUUGGAGAAUCUCAUAGUUAUCCAGAAUGGAACCGAACUCGCGGUGAGUGUUUCUAGCCGGGUUCUUUCCAAACCGCACCGCUCGGUCUGGAUGGAAAAGAGUUGGGGAGACGAGCGGAGGGUCGGUCAAAGAGCAGCACUGCGUUUAUAUUUAAGGAAAUGCAGGAGCAGCCACUAAGCAGUAUGCUUUCUUCACCUAACACCAUGGAGUUAGAUGACCCCAUAUCUACCAAAUUUCUGAGUCUCAUUGAGUCACUCAUGGCAAAAACCACUUCAGAGAUUGUGAAGGUAUUCACUGAAGUACUCUUGGAGACCAAGGUGGAGAUCACCCGUAGCUGGAAAGAAAUAGAUGAGCUGAAGCAAAAGCUUGAAGAGAGCGAAGAGCAGAGAGCAGAGGCCAGUUCGAGAAGUCAAGCAACCUGCACCUUUAAAAGAGAAACCGAGGAAGUGCUGGUGUCAGAUGUGGGCAUUCAGAUCACUGUUUCAGACACUAGGACAAUUUUGCCAGCAGACAGAGAAAGCAAGGAUGCAAUGCAAACACAUGACUAUGUCCCAGUGGAGAACACAGUGGUCACUGAGACAAGUCUGGAAGUCCAUGGACCUGUGGGUUUCAAGACUUCUUCAACUGGUACAACUUUAGAAACCCCAGGUACAUCUGGCAUGAACCAGCCUGUAAAUAGUUCAAACCAAACUAAAGAAUCAGGGGUCUGCCAGACUCCAGUUAAACGCAAAAGAGGCCGUCCACCUAAACCUAAAGUCACAGAGCAUCAAAAUUCCACGGCAGGGGAUAAAGUAGUGUCAAGGUCAACAGUUCAACCAGAUAGACUAAUGGACCCUCAGCAACCCUCCACUAGUACAAGCAGAAUUAUUCUUGGUAAAAACAGAUGCAAAAGAGCAGUGGUAAAAAGGAGAAAAAUCAUUCAAAAGAAACUUUCUUCUACAGGCACUAGCACUCCUACACACACACUUCGUGAUCGACAGCUUCUUAACAACCACAGGACUUGUUUGUGCUGCUCAUCAGACCAAUGCUCACUUCAAGUGAAGAAGCCAAAAUUCAAACAAGAGGUGAUUCAUAAAGUGUACACUUGCAGUAGGUGCGGAGACACAUUUCCAACUCCUUCGCAUCUCACUGCACACAGGCGGACCACUCAGUCUUCAAACAACCAUUUUAAGUACUGCUGCUAUCUCUGUGGUCACAUGUUUGCUAGCAGAUGUUGCUGGAAUUUGCACAAAAGGAUACAUGCCCAUUCUAAUGUUGCUGAGAAUGCCCAACAAGCUGCCUCCAUACCCUCCCAGCUGCUUAUGCGACCCAAAGAACUGAAGGCCAAGGUUCAGGUUCGCCUGGAGAGAAUUUCAGAUGCUCAGUUGGAAGCUGCCUUGUUCCCUAAAGGCUCUUUGUUGCAAACCGAAAAACCAAGUCUGAGCUCCAUGGACACAUCGCAGAACCGGCUCUCUGCAGUAGAAAACCCUGCUUUGAGAGAGGGUGCCAGUGCACCAUCAGCAGUCACUUUCAUAAGCACACCAGAUUUUAAGGAAUCUGGAUCUCAGACCGGGAACAUCUUGGAUUUAAGGUCAGAAAGUGAAACAGGUGAAAAUAUAAAGCAGUCACAUGAGGAGACGACGUUCCCUUUAAUUCCGACUGCCUCUGACCAGUCAUUGACUGUACCUACAGCUGCCCCCAUGAAUGGUGAAGAAGGAUCUUCUGGUGCAAGUGAUGAGUCAACAGUGGGAUUAAAUUCAAGAAAGCGGAAAAUGUUGGAUUGUGAUCAUAAUGUGCACAAUGGGGUGUUUCCAGUUGAGAAAAUUCUUAGAUGGAGAAACACAAAGGGCCAAAAUGAAGUCAGAGUUAAAUGGAUGCCUUGCUCACUGUGUGGGGCAAAAUGGAAAAAUACAUGGGAGCCAGCUGAAAGUUUUAUCUCGUAUAAGGACAGCAGAGAUGAAGAACCUGUACCCAUUAACACGCAGGACUAAAAUUUCAUGCAGCAGACUAUAAUGAUUUGAUAUUGUAAAAAUGUGUUUUAAUUUAUUUGCACUUGCUCUCUCCAUUUUAAUCUGACCCGUAUCAGUAAAUCUUUUUUGUAAGGUUAACAGUACUUAUUUUGGGACAUAAGAUGCAGUCCGGUUUUAUUCAAAUGACUGCAUGACUUGCCUCAGCAUUCUCUGGUCUCUUACACCUUAUAUAGUGGCAAAUUAGAUAAAAGGUGACUAGGAAAUAGUUCUGAUGUUUGAUGUGUGGAACUUCAAUUUAAAUUAUAUAUUGCUGUGUCCAAACGUUUGUACACACCUGAUCAAAUGGCAUAUUCUCUACACAGAAUAUAAUCCUUUCUAUUUUAAAGACAAAGAGCCAUUAGAUCAGAUGUGUCAAUGUUUGUAUAUGAAUAUUUUCACACGUCUUUAUUUGCAGCAAGCUGAUCUGAGUUUCAGUUAGCUUACUUUUAUAUAUAUAUUUUUUUAUUAUUUGUUAAUUUGUAUUAUAUUAAACAUUUAAGAUCUUAAGACAAAUAUAUAUCCGCUGAUUAUUAAUUUACUGCCUCGAAUAACUUGAAUGUUUACUUGUCAGUGUACGAAACCUGUUUUAUACGUUUUAAACACUGUUUGCAGUCUUUCUGAAAAUCACUUUAAGCAUAGUACCGAAGCCAUUUCCAUGAUGUGUAGCAUUGUUGUUGGAUCUGAGUUGCUGCAUUAAAUGACUUGCACAUUACCUGAAUGUAAACUAAAUGUUAAAAAUGUAUUUGCCUUGUGUUCUGAUAUGUUAUUCAGUAUCUAGAUGCCAUGUCCAUAUGUGCUGUUAAAGCCUGUAGCACAAAGGUUUGUGAAUGCUUCUUUUUAUAUAAACUCUGUAAAAUUGGUGGUUAUUGGUAGGAGAUGCUGGCUCUAACAGGUCACAUGUUGAUUAUUUGUGAUUUUAUGAGCAUAUUUCCAAAAAAAAAAAAAAAAAACGUUUAUUGAAAAAAUGUAGUCAUACAAGAGUUUAAAGUUGUUGUAAAGCUAGGGACAUAUAUAUAUAUAUAUAUAUAUAUAUAGAUAGAUAGAUAGAUAGAUAGAUAGAUAGAUAGAUAGAUAGAUAGAUAGAUAGAUAGUAGUGCUGAUAGUCCAAGUGUAUGAAGUACGUUAAUUCAAGACUGUCUGCUUACUGUGUUUUAAUUUUUUUUAUUACUUAAUUGGAAAUUUGACUGUUUGUGGUAAAAAUGACCCAGAAAACAUGACCACACUAACAGACCUGGUAUAAAUGAGUAAUCACAAGUUGACCAGACAGACAUCCUUUUAUUCACACUUCCUGUUGGAGAGUACAGAGUUCUGCUGCUUCUGUUUGGUGAUGUGUAAUUUAGAUGUUGAAGUUUUAAUCUUAAUUCCUAAAUAAACAUUUUGAAACAUUGUGAAAUCA